UGGUCUGAGUAUAUAUUAUAUAAUUUAGACAAUUUACACGAAUAUUAAUAAGGUUUGUUAAAUUAGUAAAUGACGAGCAUUAGUGAACAGGUUUCAAUCAUUUUGAGUAAUGAUUUACUUGCUGCAGAACUAAAAUUGGCUUUAUUUACAUCAGCACUUAACAGCUACAGACAUGAUUCUUGUUUACGUCCUUUUCCAAACAUAUUUGGCGAUACAUGUGAUAAAAACAUAGCUGUAAAGCAAAUGAAAUCCCUGCUCUCUGAGUUUCGACCUUUGGCUGAAAUGGUUAAUAUUAUUAGCUUAAUGUCAGAAGAUUGUCAAAAAAUGAUUCAUUGGGCAUUAGAUUCAAAGAUUUAUUCAUCAAAAACUUGCAAUAAACAUGUAUUUGAUGAUGUACAAAAAAAAACUGGGUGUUCAAGUUACCAGGUACAACCAGAUUAUAUUUUUGAAAUCAAAUACAAUACAUUUUCUUCACAAAAGUUUGAUGAUCUUGCUAAAAUGUAUGGUGUAAAGUAUGGAUUUCAUGGCAGUCGAAUGGAUAAUUUCCAUUCUAUAGUAAAUAACGGCUUGCAGGUGCAUAUGGUAAAGAAUGCUGUGUUUGGGGAAGGUGUUUAUUUAAGUGAAGAUUUAUCUGUCUCUAUGCCAUACAUUUCAAGUGGUUUUACUUGGCAACAUUCUAAGUUAGGUCAACAAAUAUCUUGUGUAGCUGUAUGUGAAGUAUUAGAUCAUCCUGGGGUAAAAUGUACCAUGAAAACAGUUAAUGGUGCUAAUCGGUCUAGGGCAAAUAAUUCUGAAGCUGGAGAAGUACCUAAAAAAUAUUUUGUUGUUACCAGCAGUGACUUAGUACGUGUUAAAUACAUCUUUGUUUUUACAGACAAGACUGAAAAAAGGAAUUCUGCUAAAUGUGGUAUGCUGUGUUUUCGAUAUCCAGUUUUAAGUAUUAUGUUAGCUUAUAUGCUGCUUCUGGCUUUUGUCAGUAUAUGGAACAGCAAAACUUUUCAACUUAUUUGGCGUAACUACUGGUAUAAAAAGAAAUUUUAAUAAUGCUUAAAAUUAUAAAAGUUACAAAGUUAAAAGUUACCAGAGUCAUUAGUUUCAAUUAUGGCAACUCAAUAAUGAUCAACGCUUACUUAGUUCUUAACUAAGUUCAACGCUUACAACUUCACAAAGUUCUAAGUUCAACGCAUACUAACUUACUGAGUUCAUUACUCAACAGUGUUGACUUUUGAAAGGACGAUUUUCUCGAGGUUAACAUCUUAUAUGGUUAGAUGUUAUUCGAAUGAAUUGAGAUUUCUGAGACAUUUUAAUCAAAUUCGAUUACCAACCUGGUUUGACUAUUUAUUUUGUAUAAAUUUUUUUACUUAAUUUGAAAUAAUAUUACUUAGUUUAAUACUAUAACAAGUCAAGCCAAAAACUUUCUUAUUUUAUUUUGUAUAUAAAGUAUUAAUUGUGCAAAGCCACUAAAUAAUAUAAAUGAUAU
Molecule: messenger RNA, 1480 nt
Organism: Hydra vulgaris (swiftwater hydra)
Lineage: Eukaryota; Metazoa; Cnidaria; Hydrozoa; Anthoathecata; Hydridae
Product: protein mono-ADP-ribosyltransferase PARP16
Biological process (GO): endoplasmic reticulum unfolded protein response
Cellular component (GO): endoplasmic reticulum tubular network; nuclear envelope; membrane
Molecular function (GO): kinase binding; NAD+ poly-ADP-ribosyltransferase activity; protein serine/threonine kinase activator activity
Source: RefSeq, a predicted model, not a curated record